Messenger RNA from Zygosaccharomyces rouxii, 324 nucleotides. RefSeq names its product 60S ribosomal protein eL33 (gene RPL33A). Gene Ontology annotation, biological process: cytoplasmic translation; ribosomal large subunit biogenesis. Gene Ontology annotation, molecular function: structural constituent of ribosome. Lineage: Eukaryota; Fungi; Ascomycota; Saccharomycetes; Saccharomycetales; Saccharomycetaceae. The record is from RefSeq and is a predicted model, not a curated record. Bases 1 to 324 code for a protein of 107 amino acids. Gene Ontology annotation, cellular component: ribosome; cytosolic large ribosomal subunit. The transcript is spliced from 2 exons.
AUGGCCCAGUCCCAUAGAUUGUACGUCAAAGGUAAGCACUUGUCCUACACAAGAACUAGAAAGCACAACAACCCAAGUGUUUCUCUAGUUAAGAUUGAAGGUGUUUCUACCCCACAAGAUGCCCAAUUCUACCUAGGUAAGCGCGUGGCAUACGUGUACAGAACUUCUAAGGAAGUUAGAGGUUCUAAGAUCAGAGUCAUCUGGGGUAAGCUAACCAGAACCCACGGUAACUCUGGUGUCGUUAGAGCAAACUUCAGAAACAACUUGCCAGCCAAGACCUUUGGUGCCUCCGUUAGAAUUUUCUUGUACCCUUCCAACAUUUAA